Messenger RNA from Oppiella nova, 692 nucleotides. The record is from the annotation of a GenBank genome assembly. NCBI's taxonomy places the organism in Eukaryota, Metazoa, Arthropoda, Arachnida, Sarcoptiformes, Oppiidae.
AUGGAAACUCAUAAUUUACUACUCCUAUCGGUAGCGCUACUAGUCGUGGACUGCGCCUAUGGACAGCAACCGCCCGGUGCUCGUCAGCAGCGGACUAACAGCCCUAUUAUGCAGAUAAAGAAGUCGGUGGACAAGAAGUUGUGUUCCGACACCGACUAUACCCCGGAUAUUGUGGCCAAAAUCGAGGACUGCGACAAAUUUGACCCUCACUAUAAAANGACUAACAGCCCUAUUAUGCAGAUAAAGAAGUCGGUGGACAAGAAGUUGUGUUCCGACACCGACUAUACCCCGGAUAUUGUGGCCAAAAUCGAGGACUGCGACAAAUUUGACCCUCACUAUAAAAUUGAUAUGAUGUAUAAGGAGUGUCAGGAUCUGGUGCCUAAGGGUGAGCUCAGUUGGAAUGACAGGCGAAAAUAUAAUUGCAAGGUUCGCGAGUGUUAUGAUCGCAAGUUUGGGUCCAAGGAUUACAAUAAGACAUGGGAUGAGAUCCGCAAGUUAUCCGACGUUGAGAUCGAAAAGAGACAAAUGCAGAAAUUUGAGUGUCUGGAGAAAGCGUUGUAAAGCAAUAGACUAUUUUUGAACCACUUUUUCGUUUGUUUGUGUGUAUUAUUAAUUAUAUAAUUUUAUAAUAAAGCCAUUGAGAGUUGUACUGAUGAUAUAUAUUAUAAAUAAAAGUUUACAAAAAAAUAUAA